Messenger RNA from Esox lucius (northern pike), 6021 nucleotides. It is a transcript of the gene nfascb, whose product is annotated as neurofascin homolog (chicken) b. Lineage: Eukaryota; Metazoa; Chordata; Actinopteri; Esociformes; Esocidae. Gene Ontology annotation, molecular function: cell-cell adhesion mediator activity. The transcript is spliced from 27 exons. Bases 286 to 3825 code for a protein of 1179 amino acids. Gene Ontology annotation, biological process: brain development; cell-cell adhesion. The record is from RefSeq and is a predicted model, not a curated record.
AGAAUGGCCAAGACACAAACAGCAACUCUAUUACUCAAGUCUGUCCACUCUACUCUGCCUCUCCAGAAUCCUUCAUUUUGAUUGACACAGAAAAUAGAAUAGAUUGGAUUGACCAUCAAGGAUAUUAUCGUUUCCUGUGCUUGCUGGACAUCGGAAUUGUGGAGAAUCUCUCUGGAUUGGAGAGUCGUGGAAAUGACGGGGGGAAAGGAACCCUGAUGGAUUUUCCACUGAAGGACUGUAUUUAUGAAAGUUUAGCAGGAUCACUGGAAGCCGUUCGCUGUAAAGAUGGAGAUGCUGGUCAGAUCCAUUCUGUUAUUAUUCAUAUGGAAAGGACUGUCUGCCAUUGAUGUCCCACUGGAAAUCAGACAGCCCCCCACCAUUAUAAAACAGUCGCUGAAGGAUCUCAUUGUGGACGCUGGAAACGACAUGGUCAUCGAGUGUGAAGCCAGGGGAACCCCCCACCCAAUUUUCUCGUGGAGGCGUAACGGGAAGUAUUUCAACGUGGCCCGGGACAGUCAGGUCUCCAUGAGGAGGCGUUCAGGUACGCUGGACAUCUAUGCCUGGGCUAAACCUGAGGCCUAUGAGGGGGAGUACCAGUGUGUUGCCACCAAUGAGUAUGGCACUGCAUACUCCAACAAGAUCAACCUACGCAUCUCCAAGGCCCCUCUGUGGCCCAAAGAGGUUUUGGAACCCGUAACGGUGAGCGUUGGCCACCCUCUGGUCCUGAAAUGCAGCCCUCCUCCAGGCCCUCCCAAACCUGAGACCUACUGGAUGAGCAAGUGUUCAUCUGGGAGACCUUUCAACUGGCCUCACCAGCCCCACCCACCUGUCAUGGUGCCUAUCAAACAGGACCGUAGGGUUUCUAUGGGGGUGAAUGGGGAUCUGUACUUCUCCAAUGUCUAUUUUAAUGACUCUGCCACCGACUACUGCUGCAAUGCACGCUUUCCCUACAAAAACAUCAUACAGCAGAAGAUGCCUGUUACUGUCAGGGUCCUCACAACCCGCAUGCUGUCUGAGGCCCCCCCCACCUUCCUGUCUCCGGCUGGGAAAUCAAGCACUCAAAUUGCCAUGCUGGGGGAGGAGCUGCUCCUUGAGUGCAUCGCUGCUGGACUUCCAACCCCUGUCAUCACGUGGACCAAAGAUGGAGGUGGACUGGACACCACCAACAUGAGGGUGAAGAACCAGAACAAGUUACUGCAGAUCCCCAAGGCCACAUUUGAGGACGCCGGUGAAUACACCUGCACGGCCACCAACAAGAUUGGAUAUCAGGAACACACCACCACUGUCUUGGUCAAAGCGGCACCUUUCUGGUUGGAGAAGCCCAGUAACCUGGUGCUGGCACCGGACGAGAACGCACGCUUAGUGUGCCGUUCUGAUGGCGUUCCCCAGCCCAGUAUCCAGUGGUUCAUUAACGGUGAAACAAUCGAGGAUGCCACACCGGUCCCAAACAGGCAGGUGUCAGGGGACACAAUCACCUUCCAUUCUGUGACGGUGGCAAACAAUGGGGUUUACCAGUGCAAUGCCUCAAAUGAGUAUGGCUAUCUGUUUGCCAAUGCUUACAUCAACGUGCUGCAUGCAACGCCACGUAUCCUCAAACCCAGGACCACCCUGGUGAAGGUCAUAGAAGGCCACCGUGCCUGGCUAGACUGCCGCUAUUUUGGCUCCCCCAUGCCUGAUCUGCGCUGGUCUAAGUACGGACUAGGCAACCUGGAGGGGAAUCGUUUUAAAGUACACAGCAACGGGACCCUGCAGAUCAGAGGCAUUCGUAUGGAGGAUCAAGGGACGUAUCUCUGUGUCGUUAGCAACGUGGCAGGACGGGAUGAAAACCAGGUCAAGCUAGAGGUCAAAGAGGAAACCAAAAUCCUUAAACGGCCAGAUAAUAUGAAAGUGGUCCGGGGCACUGAUGUCCGGUUUGAGUGCAAGGCCAAACAUGACCCUACAGUCUCUAUCACCACCACCUGGCUGAAGAACAAACAGUCCCUUAGCAUUCGAUGGAGGCUGUCCCUGGAUGAAUCGACUCUGGUCAUCAAAAACGUCAACAGAGGGGAUGAGGGCAACUAUACCUGUGUCAUCAAGACUGAGAUGGACCAGAACACGGCCUCCUCCCGUCUGGUGGUGAUGGAUCGUCCAGAACCCCCUACAGACUUGCUGCUGUCAGAACCCUAUGAACGCAGCGUCAGGCUUACGUGGACCCCAGGAGAUAGCAACAACAGCCCUAUCAAAGAAUACCUGGUGCAGUAUGACGAUGAUGACUGGUUACCUUUCAAGUGGAGAAACCUUUCCACAUACCCUGGAAACCUCAACUCUGUCAUCCUGCAACUGUCUCCGUUCAUUAUCUAUGAGUUUCGGGUCAUUGCUAUUAAUGACAUUGGUAUGAGUAAACCCAGUCGCUCGUCAGAAAUCUUCCGAACCGGUGGAGCACCUCCAGAUGCCAUCCCUAAAAACCUCAAAGGAGUGGGCACAUGGAGAAACAACAUGAUGAUCAGCUGGGAGGCACUGAACAACAGAGAGUGGAAUGGGCCACACCUGAAGUACUUGGUGUGGUGGAAACGAAGGGAUUCCAGGGAGGAGUGGAAGAACGCUACCACUUGGUGGUGUAAAUACUACAUCCACAACACGGACACCUUCACACCCUACGAGAUCAAGGUCCAGGCUGUCAACGACUUUGGGCUGGGCCCUGAAUCCCCUGUCAUCAUAGGCUACUCUGGAGAAGACCGACCAACCGCUGCCCCCCUCAACCUGCGAGUGUCCAAGAUCGAGGCCACCAAGGUCAAUGUGCACUGGGACCCCGUGCCUCACAGCAGUAUCAUGGGAGAGCUGAAGGAAUACAAGGUCUACUUCUGGAGAGACAGUAGCCAGCUGAGGUGGCUGAGUGUGAGUCGGGCCAUGAAGUCCAGAGCCUUCCCAGCCAGCGGGCCACGUCUCACCGGUGUCCUGUCAGGACUCAUGCCUUACAGCAACUACAAGAUGUACAUAGUGGUGGCCAACAACCGAUACGAAGGGCAUCCCAGUAACACCAUAGAUUUCUCCACGCCUGAGGGAACGCCUUCCGCUCCAAGGUCCUUCCGCAUCCAGCAGAGACAUUUAGACACCAUCUGGGUGGACUGGGACACACCUGGCGAGCCCAAUGGUAUCGUCACCGGAUACACACUUAAAUAUCAGACCGUGAACGCAACUCGAGGAGAGGAAGUGCUUGUUGAGGAAUUUCCCCCAAACAUCACCAGUUUUGCUCUGCGCCGAUAUGAUCGCUACACCCGCUACAGAUUCACCAUUGCAGCACGGACUAGAAUCGGUGUGGGAGAGUCGUACACAGAGGAAUCACCCCAUUACACAACGGAAGCUUUUGCCCGAGACCAGGUGGACCUCUCCACCCAGGGCUGGGUCAUCGGUGUGAUGUGUGCUGUGGCCCUCUUUGUGCUCAUCCUCCUGGUCGUCUGCUUCAUCAAGCGGAGCCGCGGGGGCAAAUACCCUGUGCGGGACAAGAAAGCAGUGACGAUGGAGCCUGUGGAUGAUAAAGAUCAAGAGGGAUCCUUUGACUACCGGUCACUGGAAAGGAUAAGCCGUGUCACAACCAUUCCCUACUCUGCCCGACGGGAGGAGGAGACUAAAGUGGGUAGGAGCCAGACAACAGCCGACACCAUAAUGACUCGAACGGAGAGUGACGACAGUCUGGUGGACUACGCUGAUGGACGGGAGAUUGAGUUCAACGAGGACGGCUCCUUCAUUGGCCAGUACACUGGACUCAAGGAGAGGGAUGACAGAGACACAGAGUUCAGUGAGAGCAGGAGCCAGGAGGCCCACUCUCCCAUCUAUUCUUUUGCAUGAGGGGAAAGGAUGUGCAGUGGGUGCAGCACUCAACAGGCGCCUCUAUAAACAGUUGUAUAGAUGACUGGAACGCCCACCGCCCACUGUCUGGGGGAUACAGGGGUCCCCAAGCACAUCCAGCAUGUUCAAUCCAGGCACACUCUUAUGGGAUUUUGGAUGUUGGAUAUUGGUCAACCAAAUGGUCACAUUUCAUUACCGCUUGAAUAGCAAAAAUGUAACUGUUAAAAUGUUUAAUGAAACAAAAUGAAUGCUCUCCUCAUCUGCUCCUGACUGCAUGUUCUGUCAAAGGACUAGUAGGAAUGUAGGUGGCAUUCUUAUUCAAGUAAACACAGAUGUAGUGGGGGGGCUAGGGCCAUUGCAAGUGAAACUCAUGGAAAUAGUCGCUCUGGAAAAGAGCACCUGCUAAAUUAUGUAAAUGUUAAAAUGAGUGUACCAAUCAAUGCUAAACAGGAUGUGUACCUAUCAAUAAUGUGCUGUGCUUGGUUGAUUGUGUCUUCCGUCAGCAGUUCGUUCCACACAACAACAACAAAACAUUGUGCCAACCCUAGGUACUACAGUAAAUGCUAUACAGUAGAAAUGUUACAAAAAAAAGGGACAGUCUAGAGCAUUUUUGAAGUUGCUAAAGUUCAUUAUUUUUGGUAUGAGUCGACGGGUGGUGCGUUUGCUUGUGUGAAUGCAUGUUGAUGGGGGUGUGUAAUAUUUGUACUACUAUUAGAUUAUUAGGGAGAUAUUGACUGUAGAUUAGGCAGAGGGAUUUGUUGAUGAGUUUAUCAUGUUGAUAAAAGGAGUGACACCUGGUAGUGGAACUAUUUGUAUGAGUUAGAAAAUUCUUAACUUUUGACUGCUAACUGUAAUCAUUUUAAAAUUAUGGGCCAUACAGUGUAACCUACCACAGCUCUUUUUAUUGUGUCAUUAAGUUUCAUGUGAUAUCAAUUUUUGCUUCUAAGCACAGCACAUUGUGGAGUUUUAAGAUGCCGUCUGGGACUUUUGCAAAUAGCAAAUUCUUUUUUUAAACCCCCAUUUUGAAUAAUAUGUGUGAAAUGUUGUUUAUAUGGGCAUACUUUAUAAGUAGAAUCACUCUCAUACCUCAGAUAUUCCUGAAAUGAUACGUUUGGAAGCAAGUAUCGUUGACGACAUGGGGCAUAUUCUGUAUCUGCGUAUACAAGACAGACCCACCAUUUAUGGGGACUCGUUUUGGUUCAACAGCGCCACUUUUACAAACAGAUACCAGAAAUCUUCGAAGGCAUCUUUAAAAAGUCUAGGUUCAGCCCGAACUGUCCUAAAUAUGCCACCUGAAAGCAUUAAAUCAUACAGUAGUAGCACCUAAAGGGCUCUGUACCAUUCACUAGUUUGUAUGAUGCUAUGUCUAAAUAUUGUGGUGUGAACACACCCUCUCCUGUAACAGUGUGUUCGUGGCACAAUAUGUAUCUGUGAAUCUCAAUGAAAUUCCUAUGACCUUGUCCUUCAGCGUAGUCACACUGACUGUGGACUGGUUCAACACCUAACAAAAGAUACAGUAUGCAGAUAAGAAAUCUACAGCCUUGAAAAUGUCCAGACAUCAAAGUGUCUGUCGAAAGAGUUGUAAAUGACAAUGUAAACACUUCCCUAAUCAAAGUCUCUGGGACCCAACAGUGCCUACUGUUUACCUUAAUGAGGAGUUAGUGUUAAUGUUAUGCAGUGAUAUAAAGUGAAAAUUGUAAAUGCUACUAUAUUUUCAAUUUUUUCUUGUGCUAAUUGUUAAUGUACCUUUCGAUCUUCACAAUAUAAAUGAAUAAUGUACAUUGCAUUCUAAUGGAACAUGAUUAUCUCAAUUUUUCCAUCAUGUGCAAUAGUGUUGAAAGCACAGUGGAGUAGUGUCCGUACAGUAAUAUCCUGUUGUCAAGUAAUAUGGGGCACAUGACAUUUAGUCAUUAACUUUCCAGUCAGGGAUUAUGGAUCUGCCAUGCUGUCAUUAAACGUGGGGUGAAAUUAGCAUCUAUGUUCUUUGGUAUUGGGAACAAGAGGUCAAGCUACCAAGUAAUCCAGAGCUGUAACAGGCCAUAUUCCAGUCAUAAAGAAACACGUUUUCACUGUAAAGCAUCUUUCCCCCUAUCCCAGCGCUUGUAAAUUUCUAAAAUCUUUAUGUAGCAAUUUGUCUAUAUAGUUCAUAGAGGUCUUAUUAUAUUAUGUUAUGGUGUCACAAGUCCAAUGUAAAUA